This is a messenger RNA of Racocetra persica, 168 nucleotides long. The record is from the annotation of a GenBank genome assembly. Lineage: Eukaryota; Fungi; Glomeromycota; Glomeromycetes; Diversisporales; Gigasporaceae.
UGGAAAACCAAGAUGUCCUAAAUGCGGAUUACAUUUUAAAGAUCUAAAUAGACAUGUCGUAAGGAUUCAUAAGACAACAUUAAAACGACAAGUUGCGCAAAAUAUUCAAGAUCAAGAUGUUCAAGUUCAAACUAGACAAGACAGAAGAAAUGAAAGAUUAUAUAAUAA